This is a messenger RNA of Alnus glutinosa, 1903 nucleotides long. RefSeq names its product protein HYPER-SENSITIVITY-RELATED 4-like. Bases 308 to 1810 code for a protein of 500 amino acids. Gene Ontology annotation, molecular function: ATP binding; ATP hydrolysis activity. The record is from RefSeq and is a predicted model, not a curated record. The transcript has 2 exons. Lineage: Eukaryota; Viridiplantae; Streptophyta; Magnoliopsida; Fagales; Betulaceae.
GUCUGGUCUCCGUCUAUUGCUAUUAGUCUUGUGAUUUUGCAAAAUCCAAGAGAUCUCGACGAAGAUUUCAAAGUCUUUGAAGUCAACCUUAGACUACCGACUCAUAGUUUGGAGUCUGGCGUUGGAUUCAACCACUAACAUAUUUCCAUGGUCCCAUUGGCCCCAAAGUUUACUCUAAUUUCCGCCAAUCUUCCUUGUACAUUUGUUGCGCGCAGGAAAAACAGAAUAAAACUCAAAUCGAUCGAUCCCAUAAAACAAGCACAAGAUCACCGCCACAUACAACCCCACUUAUUGAAAAGUGAAAACCAUGGCCGGCGGCUCGUCUUCUGCUGAAACCAAGCUAGCCACAGCAAAGACGGUUCUCUCCGCUGCAGCCUCCGUGGCCGCCACUGCCAUGCUGGCUCGGUCAAUAGCCCAAGACUUCUUGCCCCACGAAAUCCAUGACUACCUCUUCUCCGGCAUCCGAAGCUUCUUCAAUCGCUUCUCUUCCCAGCUCACCAUGAUCAUCGACGAGUUUGACGGCCUCGUCAGCAACCAAAUCUACGAGGCCGCGGAGAUUUACUUGGGCAGCAAAAUCUCACCCAACACGCAAAGACUCAAGGUCAGCAAGUCCGAGAAAGAACGGAGCUUUACGAUCACCAUGGAAAGCAACGAAGAGAUCUCCGACGUCUUUAACAGGGUUAAAUUCAACUGGGUUUUGGUGUGUCGCCAAGUCGAGUCCAAGAAUUUCCACAAUCCUCGCGAUCUCAACUCAACGCUGCGUGCCGAGGUUCGAUCCUUCCAGCUUAGUUUCCACAAGAAGCACAAGGAAAUGGUGUUGAACUCUUAUUUGCCUUACAUUGUGGAGGAGGCGAAGUCCAUGAAUCAAGAGAAAAAAACCUUGAAGAUCUUCACCGUCAGCUACGACAGCAUGUACGGGAACCUCGCGGACCUGUGGACCUCCACCAACCUUGACCACCCCGCAACGUUCGCAACGCUCGCCAUGGACUCGGAGAUCAAGAACUUCAUUUUGAAAGAUCUUGAGAGGUUCGUGAAGAGGAAGGAGUACUACAGGAAGGUUGGCAAGGCUUGGAAGCGAGGGUACUUGUUGUACGGCCCUCCGGGUACUGGGAAAUCGAGCUUGAUUGCUGCAAUGGCGAACUAUUUGAAUUUUGAUAUCUAUGAUUUGGAGCUUACAGAGCUUAGGGCCAACUCGGAGCUUAGGAGGCUGCUCAUUUCAAUGGCGAACAGGUCGAUUCUGGUGGUGGAGGAUAUUGAUUGUACCAUUGAGUUUCAGGACCGAGCGGCAGGACCAUUACCACUCGCACCAUCCUCGCACAAUUCCGAACAGAAACAGGUAACAUUGUCUGGCAUGCUCAAUUUCAUUGACGGGCUUUGGUCGAGUUGUGGGGAUGAGCGGAUUAUCGUGUUCACCACGAACCACAAAGAGAAGCUCGACCCAGCACUGUUGCGCCCCGGACGCAUGGAUGUUCAUGUUCACAUGUCCUAUUGCACCCCAAGUGGAUUUAGAAUUCUUGCUGCUAAUUAUCUUGGGAUUAAGGAUCAUGCACUGUUUGGAGAGAUUGAGGAGUCUAUCGGGACCACCCAAGUAACCCCGGCUGAGGUAGCGGAGCAGCUGAUUAAGAACGAUGACCCCGACAUAGUGCUCAAUGGACUAAUCAAAUUCCUCAUAGUGAAAAGGAAAGAAAAUGAGGAAGCCAAGGCCAAAAAGAGUGAUCAAACUGAUGAAGAAGGUAAAGAAAGUAGAAGUGCACAAGAAAUUGAGUGUGUCAAAGACGAAAAGAAAGUAGAUAAUGACGAAAAAAAGUGACAAUUAGAUUAUUCUAAGGAUAAGAACCUACAAAUUAUGCCUUUCCUUUUCUUUCUAGCAUUGAAAAUUGAGAUCAUCAAGUCUUAUCUGGAA